Messenger RNA from Hemisphaericaspora subhashii, 723 nucleotides. RefSeq lists its product as uncharacterized. The transcript has a single exon. Gene Ontology annotation, cellular component: endoplasmic reticulum membrane; endoplasmic reticulum. The record is from RefSeq and is a predicted model, not a curated record. Lineage: Eukaryota; Fungi; Ascomycota; Pichiomycetes; Serinales; Debaryomycetaceae. Bases 1 to 723 code for a protein of 240 amino acids.
AUGAAGUUUUCAACUAUCUUUUCCACAUUGGCUGUGAUUGCUACUGCAGCAAUUCGUCCAGCUGUAGCUUAUGAAAUGACUGAAGAACAUCCUGUUGAUAUUGUCGUUGAUUUCCAAAUUAGAGAAUCACCUGAAAUCGGUGCUUCUGACGUUGCCAAUUGGUUCAAUGGUGAUACCGUAACCAUUGCUUAUGAAGUUCAAAAUAACGAAAAAUCCGAAGUCAAUAUUAUUGGUGUCACAGGUCAAUUCAAGAACCCAAUCACUGGUGAGAUUAUCACUAAUUUGACUACUGGUAAAGUCGGCCCACUUGCUAUUGCCUCGGGUGAAAGUUCUGGAUUCGAGCAAACUAUCGGAGUGAAUUUAAUUCCUGGAAACUAUGAAUUGGUUCCUUUUGUUUUCUUUGCUCACGAAGACGUUGUCAAAGUUCUCCCUGUUCGUGGUCAAUUGGUUACAGUUGCUGAUGCUCCUGUUUCACUUUUUGAUCCAAGAUUGAUUCUUGUUGAAUUGAUCUUAAUUGCUUCAGCUGCUGGAGCAUUGUAUCUUGGUUAUGAAAUCUGGGGAAAGAAGUAUAUUCGCGGUACUGCUCCUGUUCAAGCAAGAAAAGCUGCGUCUCCAUCAAGUGGUGUAUCCUCUGGUCGUGGUACCCCAAGUGGUUCUAGUUAUGAUGUCAAUUGGAUUCCGGAAGGUCAUUUAAAACAAACUAAGACAAAAAAGGUGGCUUGA